This is a messenger RNA of Striga hermonthica, 3270 nucleotides long. The record is from the annotation of a GenBank genome assembly. Lineage: Eukaryota; Viridiplantae; Streptophyta; Magnoliopsida; Lamiales; Orobanchaceae.
AUGAGCAUAUGGAAUUACGUGGUGACGGCUCACAAGCCGACCAACGUUACUCAUUCCUGCGUCGGCAAUUUCACCGCCCCGCACGAGCUCAAUCUCAUCGUCGCGAAAUGCACCAGAAUAGAGAUUCAUUUGCUCACACCUCAAGGUUUACAGCCUAUGUUGGAUGUACCAAUAUAUGGUAGAAUUGCCACUCUUGAGCUUUUUCGUCCACAUGGGGAAACUCAAGAUCUCCUUUUUAUGGCUACAGAAAGAUACAAAUUCUGUGUUCUGCAAUGGGAUGCCGAAAAUGCUGAGGUUAUUACAAGGGCAAUGGGGGAUGUUUCAGAUCGAAUUGGUCGUCCUACGGACAGUGGACAGAUUGGCAUAGUUGACCCAGAUUGCAGAUUGAUUGGACUUCACCUAUAUGAUGGAUUAUUCAAGGUCAUUCCAUUUGAUAACAAAGGCCAGCUCAAGGAGGCAUUUAAUAUUAGGCUGGAGGAGCUUCAGGUUCUGGAUAUCAAGUUUUUGUAUGGUUGCCCCAAGCCAACCAUUGUUGUACUUUACCAGGAUAACAAAGAUGUACGUCAUGUGAAAACGUACGAGGUUGCUUUGAAGGAUAAAGAUUUUGUUGAGGGUCCGUGGUCUCAGAAUAAUCUGGAUAAUGGGGCAGAAUUGUUAAUCCCAGUUCCGCCUCCUCUUUGUGGUGUCCUAAUUAUUGGCGAAGAAACCAUUGUUUAUUGCAGUGCCUCUGCUUUCAAAGCAAUCCCAAUCAGGCCUUCUAUUACAAAAGCUUAUGGGAGGGUUGAUGCUGAUGGUUCACGCUACUUGUUAGGGGAUCAUAGUGGGCUUUUGCAUCUACUUGUUAUAACUCAUGAAAAGGAGAAAGUAACUGGACUCAAGAUUGAGCUCUUGGGGGAAACGUCUAUUGCAUCGUCCAUAUCGUAUCUUGAUAACGCUGUUGUUUUUGUAGGCUCAAGUUAUGGCGACUCGCAGCUGAUAAAGCUGAAUCUUCACCCGGAUGCAAAAGGUUCUUACGUGGAAGUUCUUGAAAAGUAUGUCAAUUUGGGGCCUAUUGUUGACUUCUGUGUGGUUGACUUGGAGAGGCAAGGCCAAGGUCAGGUUGUGACUUGCUCAGGAGCCUAUAAGGAUGGUUCACUACGCAUUGUGCGCAAUGGAAUUGGAAUAAAUGAGCAGGCAUCUGUUGAGCUUCAAGGAAUCAAAGGGAUGUGGUCAUUACGAGCAGCUACUGAUGAUCCACAUGACACUUUCUUGGUUGUUAGCUUUAUUAGCGAGACACGUAUCUUGGCAAUGAACAUGGAGGAUGAAUUGGAGGAAACUGAAAUAGAAGGCUUUUGUUCAGAUGUUCAGACAUUAUUUUGUCAUGAUGCUGUAUAUGACCAGCUUGUACAGGUAACUUCAAACUCGGUCAGAUUGGUUAGUUCAACCACUAGAGUAUUCCGUACGGAAUGGAAUGCUCCGGCCGGUUAUUCGAUCAAUGUUGCGACAGCCAAUGCUUCACAGGUUUUAUUGGCUACUGGUGGCGGCCAUUUGGUCUAUCUUGAGAUUGGGGAUGGUGUGUUAACGGAAGUUAAACACGCACAGUUGGAGUAUGAUAUCUCAUGCCUGGACAUUAAUCCAAUUGGUGAUAAUCCAAAUAACAGUCAGCUUGCAGCAGUGGGAAUGUGGACAGAUAUAAGUGUCAGAAUAUUUUCACUUCCAGACUUGAAUCUUAUCACAAAGGAGCAUUUGGGUGGAGAGAUUAUACCUCGUUCUGUUCUUCUGUGUUCUUUUGAAGGGAUAUCUUACUUGUUAUGUGCUCUUGGGGAUGGACACCUCCUAAAUUUUGUAUUGCAUACAAGUAGUGGCCAGCUGGCAGACCGAAAGAAAGUGUCUUUGGGGACGCAACCCAUUACACUUCGUACUUUCUCGUCAAAAAAUGCAACACACGUGUUUGCUGCCUCCGAUCGACCCACCGUCAUUUACAGCAGCAACAAGAAGUUGCUUUACAGUAAUGUUAACCUAAAAGAAGUCAGUCAUAUGUGCCCUUUCAAUUCUGCAGCUUUCCCUGACAGCCUUGCAAUUGCGAGGGAAGGCGAACUAACAAUUGGCACCAUUGACGACAUUCAGAAGCUGCACAUACGUUCUAUCCCGCUUGGGGAGCAUGCAAGGCGCAUAUGUCAUCAGGAACAGACUCGAACAUUUGCCAUAUGCAGUUUAAAGUGCAACCAAUCGAGUGCAGAAGAUGCUGAAAUGUACUUUGUUCGCCUGCUGGACGACCAAACUUUUGAUUUCAUGUCGACUUAUCCACUGGAUCAGUUUGAGAAUGGUUGCUCCAUCCUUAGCUGCUCGUUCUCUGAUGACAACAAUGUGUACUACUGCGUUGGAACUGCGUAUGUAAUGCCAGAAGAGAAUGAACCUACCAAGGGUCGGAUAUUAGUCUUCGCGGUGGAAGAUGGAAAACUACAGCUGAUUGCUGAGAAGGAAACUAAAGGAGCUGUUUACUCUCUUAAUGCCUUCAACGGGAAACUUCUCGCGGCUAUUAAUCAGAAGAUCCAGCUGUACAAGUGGAUGCUCCGGGACGAUGGAUCUCGUGAGCUGCAAUCUGAAUGUGGACAUCACGGGCACAUACUUGCUCUUUAUGUACAAACGAGGGGUGAUUUCAUUGUCGUUGGUGAUCUGAUGAAAUCAAUUUCUUUGCUGAUUUACAAGCACGAGGAGGGGGCUAUCGAGGAGCGGGCCCGCGACUACAACGCCAACUGGAUGUCGGCCGUCGAGAUUCUUGACGACGACACGUACCUCGGUGCAGAGAACAACUACAACCUCUUCACUGUCCGCAAGAACAGCGAGGGGGCCACUGACGAGGAGCGGGCCCGCCUCGAGGUCUCCGGCGAGUACCACCUCGGCGAGUUUGUGAACCGAUUCCGGCACGGGUCCCUCGUGAUGCGGCUUCCGGACUCUGACUCGGCCCAAAUCCCGACCGUGAUCUUCGGCACGGUUAACGGGGUGAUAGGGGUGGUGGCUUCCCUCCCGCACGACCAGUACACGUUUCUCGAUCGGCUGCAGUCGAGCCUGAGGCGGGUGAUCAAGGGGGUCGGGGGACUGAGCCACGAGCAGUGGAGGUCUUUCUACAACGAGAAAAAAACGGUGGAUGCGAAGAAUUUUCUUGACGGGGAUUUGAUCGAGUCUUUUCUUGAUCUCAGCAGGAGCCGAAUGGAGGAGGUCUCGGCAGCCAUGGCCGUGCCGGUGGAGGAGCUCAUGAAGAGGGUGGAGGAGCUGACUAGGCUGCACUGA